AUGGCCGACGCAAAUUUCGACAUUGUUAUUGUGGGAGCGGGUAUUGCGGGCUGCACCCUGGCGCGAGCCCUUGCCCGACAGGGCCGCCGCAUUCUCAUUUUAGAGCGCAGUCUCGAGCAACCAGACCGCAUUUCUGGUGAGCUCCUCCAGCCCGGUGGCGUGUGUGGCCUGAAGGAUCUUGGUUUGGAGGACUGCUUGGAGGGAAUUGAAGCCACACCUGUCAAAGGAUUUCAUCUAUACUGGAAGCAUGAACAAGCAACGUUUUGGUUCUGCUCUCCCGCUAUCGCAAAUGGCUCGGAAGUAGAGACUGGGAGGAGCUUUCACCAUGGUCGAUUGGUCGCCAACCUUCGGAGUGCGAUUCGCGAAGACCCAACAGUUACUUUGAUAGAGGCUACGGCAUGCGAAAUACUGCGUGAUGAUCCAACGGGACGCGUGAUUGGGAUCAAGUGUUCAAAGGGUAAUGGUGACUUGGUUCAAAAGUAUUUCGGAGACCUGGUCGUUCUUGCGGAUGGCCGGUAUUCCAACUUUCGCAGUCAAUUCUCGCCUUACAAACCCAAGGCGAACUCCAGAUUUUGGGGCCUUGAACUCUUAGAUGCCCAGCUUCCCCUUCGGGACUACGCCCACAGCGUCUUGGGCUCGGGCCCUCCGCUAUUACUUUACCAGCUUGGGAACAGGGAGACACGUAUCUUGAUUGAUAUCUUUAACAGAGACUUUGCCCAUUUGGGAGACCAGUCGGCGGUCAAGUCAUACAUCCUGGAACGAGUCCUGCCCACUCUUCCAGCCGAGAUUCAGGACAAUCUUCGAGUUGCCGUCAAUAAUGGUCGUCUCCGCAGCAUGGCCAAUUCCUGGAUGCCAGCGAGGAGGACUCGUGUGUCAGGGCUCGUCAUGCUUGGCGACUGCGCGAACAUGCGCCACCCGAUGACGGGGUCUGGGAUGACUGUUGCGAUCAAGGAUGCCAUUCUUCUCGCUGACCUUCUUCGGGUGGACAUUGUCCCAGAUCUUCGUGAUAGCGCACUUGUCCUUAAGCAGCUGGAGGCCUUUCACUGGAAACGGAAAAGGCACAGCGCGACUCUCAAUAUCCUCGCUCAUUGCCUCUACCACCUUUUCGCUUCAGAAGUUCUAGUCAAGAGCCUCGAGAUCAUGCAACGGGGGUUCAUCCAGUUUAUCCAAGGCGGCCCCAAGAACUUCGCACAGCCUGUGGCUCUUAUGGGGGGCAUUAUUGAAAAGCCUUUUCUUCUCUUUUACUACUUCUUCCGGAUCGCCAUCUUUAGCAUAUCGACACAUCUGAGAAGCGCGCGGAUUCUAGACUUCCCACUUGCCCGGGGCCCCGCGCUUCUCGGAGACUCUCCACAGGUGUAUCAGGGCCUCAAGCUGCAUUUCAACCUCGACCUCGUCAUCAAGUUAAGGUUCUAG
Molecule: messenger RNA, 1413 nt
Organism: Scedosporium apiospermum
Lineage: Eukaryota; Fungi; Ascomycota; Sordariomycetes; Microascales; Microascaceae
Exons: 4
Coding region: 1-1413 (470 amino acids)
Biological process (GO): ergosterol biosynthetic process
Cellular component (GO): membrane; endoplasmic reticulum
Molecular function (GO): squalene monooxygenase activity; flavin adenine dinucleotide binding
Source: RefSeq, a predicted model, not a curated record